Messenger RNA from Impatiens glandulifera, 510 nucleotides. RefSeq lists its product as uncharacterized. The transcript is spliced from 2 exons. The record is from RefSeq and is a predicted model, not a curated record. NCBI's taxonomy places the organism in Eukaryota, Viridiplantae, Streptophyta, Magnoliopsida, Ericales, Balsaminaceae. The coding region runs from base 1 to 510 and encodes 169 amino acids.
AUGGUGAUCACUGGCAAUAAUGUCUCUGAUAUAUCUGAUUUACAGAUCUAUCUUCAUCAACAUUUUGAUAUAAAGAGUCUUGGUAAGCUUCAUUACUUUCUAUGUCUUGAGAUUUCCAACAUAGUAGAUGGUAUCUACUUAUCUCAAGCGAAGUAUGCUUCUGACCUCAUCUCCCAUGCUGGCUUGACUGAUAGCAAAACUGCCUCGACUCCACUUGAGGCAGAUUGUCGUCUUACUCCUCUCAAUGGAACCCUCUUAAAGACCCCACGCUCUAUCGGAACUAUCUUACAUGAUCUUCACUUCUCCGUUGAUUUAUCAUUGGUACUCACUAGUUACUCAGAUGCUGAUUGGGCAGGCGAUCCCACUAACCGACGCUCCAUCACUGGUUAUUGUUUCUUCUUGGGUGUUUCUCUUGUUUCUUGGCGAAGCAAGAAACAAACUAUUGUUUCCCGUUCUAGCGCUGAGUCAGAGUAUCGUGCGCUUGCUAAUUCUACUUCUGAACUUCUUUGA